This is a messenger RNA of Vicia villosa (hairy vetch), 2664 nucleotides long. RefSeq lists its product as uncharacterized. Bases 1 to 2664 code for a protein of 887 amino acids. The record is from RefSeq and is a predicted model, not a curated record. NCBI's taxonomy places the organism in Eukaryota, Viridiplantae, Streptophyta, Magnoliopsida, Fabales, Fabaceae. The transcript has 5 exons.
AUGGAGUUGGUGGAUCUUCCAACCAUAGGAGGAAAGUUCACUUGGAUUAAAAGUAAUGGUAAAUCUAUGAGUCGGAUAGAUAGAUUCCUUCUAUCGGAUGAUUUGGUGGAAGAUUGGAAGGUGGAGGGCCAAUACAUAAGAGAGAGGGAUGUGUCCGAUCAUGCACCUAUUUGGUUGGAAGAUAAUAGAAAGAAUUGGGGUCCCAAACCAUUUAAGUUCAAUAAUCUAUGGUUCAAACAUGACGAUUUUGAAACCUUUGUGAAGGAGGAAUGGAAGAAGAUUGAGAUUAGAGGAAUAGGAGAUUAUUGCUUGGUCGAAAAGUUGAAAACUCUUAAAAACCGGUUACUUUGGUGGAACAAGAAUGUUUAUGGAUGGAUAGAUCUCAAAAUCAACGAGGAUGGGAGAGAGAUGCAUUCUUUAGAUAACGUGUUUGCUCAUUUUGCAGAUUCUUUGGAGGGAAGAUUGGAGGGUGUGGAUGACAUUAAAGAGUACACUUUUAAGCAUUUUGAAAAAUUCUUCAAAGAAGAUUGUACUUCAAGGCCGGAGCUAAGAGGGAUUAAUUUUAACUCCUUAACUUUGGAAGAAUCUACCGACUUAGAGAAACCUUUUGAUGAAGACGAAGUGAAGGAAGCUAUUUGGUCGUGUGAUGGUAACAAGAGCCCGGGGCCGGAUGGUUUUUCUUUGGAGUUUUACAAAAGGCAUUGGUCCAUCAUCAAAGAGGACAUUAUGAAGUGUUGCAACGACUUCUAUCACAAAGGUACUCUCGUUAAAUCCAUCACCUCAUCUUUUCUCGCUCUUAUUCCCAAAAAGAAGAAUCCGCAAGAUUUGUUUGAAUAUAGACCCAUUUGUUUAGUGGGGAGUAUUUAUAAGAUCAUUGCAAAGUUGCUAGCGAAUAGGAUGAGAGGAGUAGUGGAUUUAUUGGUCUCUACCAACCAAACCGCCUUUGUUCCGGGAAGAAGUAUGAUGGAUGGAGUUGUAAUGGUGAAUGAAAUUCUUGAUUGGGCGAAGAGGAAGAAGAAGGGGUGUUUAUUACUUAAAGUGGACUUCGAAAAGGCGUAUGACUCAGUAUCUUGGAAUUAUUUAAGGUGGAUUUUGGUGAAGAUGGGUUUUGGUAAAAGAUGGAUGAAAUGGAUGGAAGCUAGCAUUUUUACCAAUUUCAUGUCGGUGAUGGUAAAUGGUAGUGCAACUAGGGAAUUCAAGGUUCAAAGAGGUCUUAGACAAGGAGACCCGAUUUCUCCCUUCUUGUUUGUUCUUGCUAUGGAAGGUUUAACCGCUCUAACUAAGAAAUCUGUGGCGGUGGGCGAUUUUAAACCUUUCAAGUACGGAGCCAACGACUAUGUGGACAUCCUCCAAUUCGCGGACGAUACCAUCAUCCUAGGAGAACCUUCUUACGAUAACCUUUGGAGUAUAAAAGUUUUGUUGAGAGGCUUUGAAUUGGUUUCCGAAUUGAAGGUCAAUUUCCAUAAAAGCAAUUUUUAUGGAACUCACAUAGGAGAUUGGUUCAUAAAUUCGGCGACAAAGUUCCUUGCUUGCAAAAAAGGUUGUUUUCCGUUCAAAUUCCUCGGUAUUUGGGUGGGAGAAGGGGCGAACAAGAAGAAGGUUUGGCAAGAGGUGAUUGGUAAAAUAAAAUCAAGACUUUCCAAUUGGAAGGGAAGGAACAUAUCCAUGGGAGGGAGGGUGACUCUAAUAGGCUCCAUUCUUAAUGCUAUUCCUAUUUUCACUCUUUCCUUCUACAAAGCUCCGAGCUUUAAUGAAUGGGUGAAAUGUGAGUUCAAGAGAGGAAACAAUAUUCUCUUUUGGCUAAGUUGUUGGUUGGUUGAUCAACCGCUCCGCGUUGUUUUUCCGCAUUUGUUUGACAAAACAACCAACAAACUUAGUGUGGUGAGCGACCUCUUUCUCACCAAUCAAGGAGAAAUCAUUUGGAAUCUAGAAGACAUUUUUGGGGAGGAUGUGUUGAAUCCUCCGGCUCGGAGUGCCUCUUCCAACAUCGCAUCCAAUCCGAACACUGUAAUAACCGAAGAGCUUAGGGAGUUGAAAAGGAUGCUUCACGGGAUGGUGUCGGAUUCGACGUCAAUGGACGGUUUCCAUUGGAAUUUAAACACAAACGGAGCCUUCACGGUAUCUAGUGUGUCGCACUUGGUUUCUAACGCAAAGGAGAUAGCUUGGCCAAAUCAUAUCAUCAAGAGUUUGGACGUCAUUUGGAAGACAAACUUGCCGGCAAAGAUCAAGAUUUUUGCGUGGAGAUUCCUCCUCAAUAGGCUUCCUUUAAAAGAUCAACUCGUCAAAAGAGGUGUGACUACUCUUUCUUCCUUAGUUUGUCUUUUUUGCACUAAUCUCCCGGAAACUUUGGACCACCUCUUCUUCCAUUUCCAUGUCACAAAGGAGGUGUGGAGUAGAAUUUAUGUAUGGUUGGGGAAUGCUUUGAAUUUUUCUCUCGAGGAGUUCAAGAACUUUGGGAGCAUCCAAGAGAAAGUGAAAAACAAAAAUAUUAAAGCUAAUCUAAACAAUAUAUGGAUAGCUUUGAUUUGGUGUAUUUGGAAUAUGAGAAACAACAUGAUUUUUGAUGAAGAAUCAUUACAUGUUAGUGAAUCGAAAGAAAUCGUCUCACUAAGUGCAAAGCAGAAAAUUCGUGUAUUUGAAGAUCUAAAAGUGGCUUCUUUGUGA